Chenopodium quinoa (quinoa) is the source of this 3922-nucleotide messenger RNA. Its product is annotated as transcription initiation factor TFIID subunit 15-like. Lineage: Eukaryota; Viridiplantae; Streptophyta; Magnoliopsida; Caryophyllales; Amaranthaceae. The record is from RefSeq and is a predicted model, not a curated record. The coding region runs from base 3275 to 3715 and encodes 146 amino acids. Gene Ontology annotation, molecular function: mRNA binding. The transcript is spliced from 8 exons. Gene Ontology annotation, cellular component: cytoplasm.
UAUUUUCAGAGGGGGAAACCCAUAUAAUUUGUAAGAUUUAAUGUUCAAUUUAAUAUGGUAAACUCGUAUAAGGUUCAUUGUGAUCUCGAAUAUAACAUAAUAUUACGUAGUUUAUAGAUAGAAUAUGUAUCUUAAAAAGUGCAUUCAUAAAUUUCAUAUCUUACAAAUGAACUACCAAUUUUAAGAUUACUUGUGUUAUGGCGUACGUGUAUCAUAGAAUAUGUUAAAGAGUCAAUAUGCGUCUGGACGAGGAUAUCACACUGUAUAAAAAACGAUGUUAACCUAGUUUAUUUUUCACCCUGGGCUAGAAGUGGCAAAUUAAACGACUGAUAUAAUCAUAUAAGUGUAGAUUAACUAUCUACAUAAUACUCACGUUAUAUGAAGAGUCAAUGUUCAUCCAGACGCGCAUUAUGUGAAUAGGCAAUGUACAUUGAGACGAAAAUAUCACAGUUGUUUACCUUAUUUUUAAUUCUUAGCCUGGUUUAGGAGGGGCAAAACAAACACUUUACAUAGGUGUAUGUAUGUAUAUAUCGAGCCAAAAGGACUAAGAGUCUAUUCUCUACAACUUAAAUUCAGUUUAGUUCAGAACCUAAUUUCCCUCUCUUAUAAAAUAUUCAUUUCAGUUUAAUUCAGCUUCAAUCAGUUCAUUUCAAUAAAUCAGAACAAGUAUUAAGUUAAUAAUUUGAUGUUGCUGAUUAUAUAUAUUUUUUCAUCAAAUUUAAAAAUCGAUCUACUUUUGAUAAUUAAUGACUUAAUUUUUACAUUAAUUGAAAUGAAGUACACCCUUCUCAUCCUAAUAGUCACCCAUCAAGUUAAAUAACCGAAAACUCCAACAACACAACAACCACCCCCCAAAAAAAAAAACCCCAAAAAAAAAAAAAAAAAAAAAAAAAACAAUUGUCACCUCUACAAACGAGAUACAUAAGUUUAGAUUAUAUUAUACUUCAAAUUUCACUAAAGCAAUAAGUAAAAACUUCUAUUAAAGUAAUAAACUCAGUUACUCACCCCAAAUAAAUACAGUAGUUCGUGAAGCACAACUCUUGUUUAAACGAGAAGCCAACAACAGCAAGUAUAGUUAUGUCCUUUGAGAAUCAAAGAGAUUUUCAUCUCCUAAAUUCAGGAGUACGUGUUUCUCUUUUGUACAUUCUUAAGGACUUUGGAAUAGUUGGAAUGAAAAAACAUGGGCCAAGUUUAAAUCUUACAUAAGCACUAUGAUCAUGGCUGUAAUGGGAGCUGCACUUGGUGCUGGUAAUCCCUGGUGUUGGUAGGAAGAUGACCGAUAAGCUGGGAAGAAAACUAACAAUCUUAGUUGUCGACAUUUUGUUCUUGAUUAUUGCAGUGAUCAUGGCACUUGCUCCUGCCUAUUGGGUUAUCAAUCUCAUCGUGAUGGGAAGAAUGUAUGGUAGUUAGGAGUUGGAUGGCAUCCAUGGCUUUGCUGCCCUUUUCUUUGUACAUACCAAAUUACCAGGAACUUCUCCUUAUAGUAUUAGAGGGUGCCCUGUUAGCACUAAUAAUUUGUUGAUCACUGGAGGCCACUUCUUGUCUUACCUAAUUACCUUAGUAAUCUUGGUUACACUCAAGUUUGGAAACCCAAACAUCAGAAACAAGUUUAUUGGAAGCCACACACAUAUACCUGCCCAUAAAAAACAUAGAGUGAAGAUUAAUUCUCUUAAUUACAUGGCAUAAAAUCAGGCUUUAAAAUUUGAGGAAAUCUCUAACUUAAAGCUAGAGUACUCGAGGACACAAAAUUGCUCAUAUAGCAGUUCUGCAUUUUGAAAUUUUUGGCUUUCCCCCUGCUUUAGCAUUGAUUUAUGUAAUUGUUGUACAUUUCAUAAUGAUAUAUUUUUUCAGGCUUCAGCUGUUGUUUAUCUGUAUAUCGGUGGAUGGUCGAAACAAUUUAUUAUGUAACUAUUGCAGAAGCAGCCGAUUGAUGUUAUAUCGGUAUUCAAUUGAUAUAUUUUCCAGGUUAAUGCAUCUCUGGGAAGGCUGCAAUGCCUGCAUUGUUGCAGCUCAUUCUGAUUCUAUUUUUCCCAACUCACCUAGAUGUCUUUAUAGAAAGGUUUGGUUAAAAAGGGAAAAAUGUACUAGAUGAUACUUGACAAGUUGACAGAAAAAGCCCUGAUACAAGGAGCUUUUCUUUCUUCCUUUGAUCAAAAUAAGGUUGUUGAGGCUGAGGCUAUCUUGGCAAGAAUCCAUUGGGCUGAUUAAGUAGAGGACCUAAAAGAAAAUUGUAUGUAUAGUUUGAAGUUGAGUUGGCCUUGAAAACUAUUUAGAAGGGGGCUGAAAUCUGGGGCCUGUGAUAGUUGUUGAAAUAGCUCAAUAGAACAACAGCACAGCUAUGUAUGUCGUGACAGUCCUGUAAUUUUUUGACUAGAAGGAUUCAUGUCAAAAAGCAUCACUAUGGACCUUGGCUCUUUCUCUCAUAACUUCUGGUCACUCUAAUGUACUUGGAUCAUUUCCUCGCAUAUUUGUUAAUAUUUGAUAGGGCUGGUAGGAGAAAGCUAUUGAUCAAUUCUAUGUUUACAACAAUUUCUGCUUUAAUGUCUUAGCGGGUUUAUUUCAUCAUUUUGCUAAAACUGUUCCUAAGCUAUUAUAAUCUUCUUAUUAAUCAUUUUAAAGUAUUUAAAAUUAAUAAUAAAAUCAUUUUAGUGUCUAUUCUUCUUCUCAUGCUUAUGUAGCCGCUUCAAAUGCAGGGUCUUGGAGCUCUAUGAGUUGCUUUAUAAUGGCCUCAGAUUGCGCAUUUUCUGUCAAUAAAAAUAAUUAGACUCUGUAAGGGAAUGCUAGCAGUCCUAUUCUUAGGAGCACAUUGAUUUUAUGCUUCGAGUAUGGCAACUGUACCACUGUCCACAGAUCAUGAUUUUGGUGAUUUACCUGUUGUGAUAAUGAGGAAUUGAGGGAAGUACCACUGCGGUCACUAGCUGGUCUGCUAAUCUUUUGGACUUUUACUGAACAAGACCUUUUUAACCUUAAACUGAGGUUCUUGGCUCUUGAGAAGAAAAAAGGGCAACAGAAGUGGCCAAGUAAUGGAAUGCAACUUGCAAGUGUGGGCACUGAGUCAUCUAUUAUUGUGAACUUCCAGUGAAACCAAUACUCUUGUGAACGCGUAGAGAAUAGAAAAGAAAAGGCAACAGCGAUUUUUGCUGAGUGAUUGCUGUCAGGAUGGGGAUUCUUUUCAGAAUUAUUGAGGAGCCAUAUUUGCAAUGACCACAGGUGGAGAAUAAAAAAGUGUUAGAGAGGGCUCAUCUGUCUUUAAGGGGUGUUCUUAGGGAAAGAGAUGAGCUGGGGAGGGGACUGGAUGUGUGGAGCAUGCCAAUACAUUAACUUCAAGAAGCGAGAGAUAUGCCAAAGCUGUGGAUUUUCUAAGUAUGGUGGGCAGGAUGAUGCCUCAGCAUAUGGACACAACACCGCCACCAACAGGACACAAGUGUUGGCAGGGGACUGGUACUGCCAGUCUAUGAACUGUGGGGCCCACAACUAUGCUAGCAGGACGACCUGCUACAGGUGCGGCGUGCAGAAACCUGAAUGUGCUCGUGGAUGCUGUGGAGCUAGCAAUGUCAUGUCCUCCUGUGCAGGGUAUGGUUCGGAGGCUACCCCUCCUGGAUGGAAAUCUGGUGACUGGAUUUGCACUGGACCAGGAUGUGGGAUGCACAAUUAUGCCUGCAGGAUGGAAUGCUUCAGCUGCAAGACACCGAGAAAUUUUGGAGGAAUGUACUAACAGAACUACCACAAAUCUGCUUCCUUAUCGUCGUUUAUGAGUCUUAAUAUCAUCGAUAAUGUAAUCAAACUAGCACUAACUAGGAAGUGCUUAGUCCCUGUCUGUAAUGAAGCUAUAUAAAGCUCUUGGAGACUAGCUUGUAAUUUGACUUGCAGAAUUAUAAAAUAUGAAGUAUUUAUAUAUAUAUAUAUAUAUAUAUGUAUCCCA